Messenger RNA from Eurytemora carolleeae, 897 nucleotides. RefSeq names its product neurofilament medium polypeptide. Bases 58 to 897 code for a protein of 279 amino acids. The record is from RefSeq and is a predicted model, not a curated record. Lineage: Eukaryota; Metazoa; Arthropoda; Copepoda; Calanoida; Temoridae. The transcript is spliced from 4 exons.
CCUGGACAGAGAUCACUGGACAAUGUCUCUUCUAAAUUAUUCCGAAGAAAGAAAGGAAUGGAAAUAUUCAAUAGAAGAGCUGUAUCUGCGGAUAGGUAUUCUGAGAAUGAUAACAUUGAAGUCCCAGUUGGCAACUCAUCAUCUUUAGGAGAACUUGAUGUGUCAGAAUCUCCUUCUUCUCGCUCCCCUGCCACCCGUUCCCCCUCCAUCCGCUCCCCUUCCAUCCGCUCCCCAGGCUUGCGCUCCCCUUCAUCCCGCUCCCCUGGUCUCUCCUCCCCUUCAAACCGCUCCCCAACAAUACGCUCCCCCUCAAAACGCUCCCCAACCAAUCGCUCUCCGUCAUCUCGAUUAUCCAGCACUCCUCGUUCUCCUUCCUUGUCAUCGCGCCCUCAUCCAUUCCGUCGUCAGGCGCGUAUGGACGCCGGGGAUGGAGAUGAUGCGCGAGCACGAGCGCGUACCGACUUGGUAGAAUCUGAGCAUGAUACCUGGAUUCGAGGGAGGUCGGAGGCUAACCCUGACUCUGUAUUGGAGGCUGAAGGGAGGAUAAAACCUCCGUCAUCUCUGGAUAUUAACCAGGAUUACAAAGAUCCUUUCCCGGUUGAUAUCCGUGAAUAUUACCAUAUCCCUGGUCCUGCCCCAGAUAUACCAAAAUUCCCUCAUGGUUUAUGUGUUCCCUUACCCAGGCAACAAUCUAUCCCCUACUCCUAUCUAAACCCCUGUCCCAGGAGGGGGCAUCUAGACAGGGCUCACACCGCCCCUCCUGCCCCUGAUAGAGGAGAGGAGGGGUACCCUGCCUCCCCGCCACCUCCUUAUGAAGAAAUUGUGAAGUUUCCCCAACCUCCUCCAACAUAUGAUGAGGCUACUAUCAACUCAGCUCAACGAAGACGACAAGGGUAG